AUGGGUAGACGACCUGGUAGAGCUGCUGCUAAAAACGCCGCUGCUGCAUUGAAAAAUACACCACAAACGUACGAUGACCCCGAAGAUGAUUCCAUAAUGGAUGCACCGCCAUCUGACCCCGGUACUCCUCCCGAACACGAUGAAGAUGAAAAUGAAGAGGAGGAGGAAGCCAUCGAAUCAGAAGUCGAAGAAGAAGUUGUUCCAGCCACUCCCGCUCCAGAAACCACCAUUCGUAAGAAGCGUCUAGGUAGACCUCCCAAGAUUAAACCUCCAGGAUGGGAUUUAGAUGAUGGAACUACUUCCGAGGCACCUACGCCAAGUCGAGGAAGAGGUAGAGGAAGAGGAUUUAGAGGUGUUGAUAAAGAGGGAAACAUGAUGGACGUUGUGAAUGAUGAAGUGGAAUUACCUGAGGAUGCGGAAGGAGAGAAAAAGGUCGAUAAGCUUGGUUAUCUACAAGAUGGUCGGGAAUAUCGUUGCAGGACUUUCACGGUUCAUGGAAGAGGAAAGAGACUUUAUAUGUUAUCUACCGAACCGGCACGUUGUGUAGGAUUCAGAGAUAGCUAUCUUUUCUUCGCGAAGCAUAAGAGGUUGUUUAAGAUUAUUAUUGAUGAGGAGGAGAAGAGGGACAUGAUCGAACGAGAACUCAUUCCACAUUCUUAUAAGGGAAGAGCUAUUGGAAUUGUUACGGCGAGAUCAGUUUUCCGCGAAUUCGGCGCCCAAAUUAUUGUUGGAGGCAAGAGAAUCACAGAUGAUUAUGAGGUUACGAAAGCAAGGGAAGAGGGAGUUGAAGAAGGUUCUUUGGCUGAUCCAAAUGAUGCAAUCAAGGAUGGAGAAGCAUAUAACAAAAAUCAAUACGUCGCAUGGCAUGGAGCGAGUUCCGUAUAUCAUUCUGGCCAACCCACUGUCCCACAACAAACCGGAAAGAUGAUUGAUGGCAAGAAGAGAAAGAUUAUGGUUAAUGAUGUCAAUUGGAUGCUGGAACAUGCUCGAGAAGCUAGUCGAUUUAACUCCGCAAUCUCAGCAGCUCGUCGUCAAAACCUGAACGGUAUCUACGAUCCCCACACAAAUAUCAUGCAAUACCCACGAACCAUGCAGCCGACCCAUGCCCGCUGGGAACAAAUAAACGACAACGAGCCACAAUCCCCGUCUGCAGAAUCAUCAACACUCUUCCCACCAGUCAAGCCAUUCUUUUCCAGAAAUCUCAUGAUAGUAGAUACAUACAUGGAAUCCUCACCAUCAACACAUUACGGCGUCCCAGGUCCAGAUGGUGCGGGUUGGGAUUUGAGCGCGGGCGGAAAAUCAAAUGGAAGUGCGGGAGACAAUUUGAUCGGUAUGGAUGGCUUAAGCGGAGUUAGUAAAGAUGUACUUGACGUAUUGCCCGAAGAUUGUAGGAGAGCUUUUGAGGAAGCUAGAGAGAGGGAGAGGGAAUGGAAGGGAAAAUGGGGAUCGGAAGUUGUAGAUGGAGGAAGGAGAAGUGUUAAAGUUGACAAAGGAUUGAUUUUGUGA
Molecule: messenger RNA, 1506 nt
Organism: Botrytis fragariae
Lineage: Eukaryota; Fungi; Ascomycota; Leotiomycetes; Helotiales; Sclerotiniaceae
Product: putative chromatin structure-remodeling complex protein rsc7 protein
Exons: 4
Coding region: 1-1506 (501 amino acids)
Cellular component (GO): nucleus
Molecular function (GO): chromatin DNA binding
Source: RefSeq, a predicted model, not a curated record